Penicilliopsis zonata CBS 506.65 is the source of this 609-nucleotide messenger RNA. RefSeq lists its product as hypothetical. The record is from RefSeq and is a predicted model, not a curated record. The transcript has a single exon. The coding region runs from base 1 to 609 and encodes 202 amino acids. NCBI's taxonomy places the organism in Eukaryota, Fungi, Ascomycota, Eurotiomycetes, Eurotiales, Aspergillaceae.
AUGAAUGACCCUUUCACUGUGGCAGUGACACUCGUCACAUUAACCACUAUCACAAGCCUCUCCGGGCGAAUCCUCCUCUAUGCCCUCCUCACAUCGCUGACGUUGAAAUUCCUACACAACCAGCUCCAGAAAUGGAACCUCAUCGUCGACAAACGCAUCCAAGCCCGCGCCACACAGCUGACCGAACACCGUCGCGCCGAUAUCCAGCUCGCCCUCUCGCUGCUUCACGUCCGGGAACCAGACACCGACCAGAUGGAGGAGAUGCGAUGCUCUGCCCUCGGAUCUGGACAGAAGAGUCUCGUCGAGAUUGCAGAGUGGAUACGAGAUUACUUCACUCAAAGUCAAGACCACGACGGAAAUCAGCCUCGCAACCAAACCCCGCGCGUGGUUUCCUCUGCGUCCAUCUCCACGGCCGAGUCCGGGGCCGCUAGUAUCUUUUCUUUCAGACAGGAUUAUGCCGAGGAGGAUACCAUGGAGCAUGGUGAUGUGAUCAAGGAUGAGCAGAUAAAGGCCCAUAUGAAUACUACCUCUGAUACCACCGAGGCGAUCAUGGAUGGCGCCAAGUUUAAGGUGGGGGGGGAUACGCCGAUGGUGGCAGUGGCUGCUUGA